GUGUCGUAUCUACCAAUACAUAUCUGUGGGACCGCCAUCUUGUUAGCCUUAACGGGUGGGCAUUCAAGAGCAUUGUUUUUUUCUGACAGUUGACUGCUUGCUGCAAGCAUGUGGUAUGAAAUUCUCCCCGGCCUUGGCAUCAUGGCGGUGUGUCUGAUCAUUCCCGGCGUUGCCACCGCACAGAUCCACAAAUUCACCAAUGGUGGAAAGGAAAAAAGAAUCGCCAGGGUUCCCUGGCAAUGGUACCUGAUGGAAAGAGACAAGCGGGUGUCGGGAACGGGACGCUACUUUGACUCCAAGGGACUCGAGAACAUCCACUGAUGACGAAGAAGGAAGUUAUUUGUUGUACAUUAAAAAACAGUUCUAUUCGACA
Messenger RNA from Phycodurus eques (leafy seadragon), 373 nucleotides. It is a transcript of the gene ndufa1, whose product is annotated as NADH:ubiquinone oxidoreductase subunit A1. The coding region runs from base 109 to 321 and encodes 70 amino acids. Lineage: Eukaryota; Metazoa; Chordata; Actinopteri; Syngnathiformes; Syngnathidae. The transcript has 3 exons. The record is from RefSeq and is a predicted model, not a curated record.